AUGUCUGUCUUCGAACGAAAGCGUGCAACGUCCCGUCCCAACUCACAUAACGAUGGCUCUCCCUCCCCUAGUACCGUGGUGUACACCCCCUUGGACGUCGACCGUCAGGUCAGCGCAUUGCUCAACAAACUCACGAUGGCGCGCUUCCACUCGAUCUCAGACCAGAUCAUCGCGUGGGCGAACAGGUCGGAGAAGGAGCAGGACGGCCGGACACUCAUCCAGGUCAUUCGGCUCGUGUUCGAGAAGGCGACAGACGAGGCACCAUGGCCGGAGCUUUGCGCGCGCUUGUGCCGCAAGAUGAUGGAGCAGAUCAGGCCCAACGUCCGCGACGACGGCAUCAAGAACGCCGACGGCAAGCCCAUCGCAGGUGGCCAGCUCUUCCGCAAGUACCUGCUCAACCGCUGUCAGGAGGACUUCGAGCGCGGAUGGGUUGCAAAGGAGGCCCCGGCCGCUGCGGUAGCGGCGACGAAGGCCACCGAGGACCAGGCUGCGAAGGCGGCCGAUGGCGAAGAGGACGAGGAGAGCGCCUUGUAUUCGGAGGAGAACUACGCUGCGCAGAAGGCGAAGCGGCAGGGUCUCGGUCUCAUCAAGUUCAUCGGCGAGCUCUUCAAGCUGCAGAUUCUCACGGAGCGCAUCAUGCACGAGUGUGUGAAGAAGCUGCUGGGCAGCGUCGAAACCCCCGUGGAGGUGGAGAUCGAGCGUCUGUGCAAGCUCCUGACGACGGUCGGCCAGAUCCUCGAUACCCCCAAGGCCCGCGCUCACAUGGACGCAUACUUCUCGCGCAUGAAGGAGCUCUGCAAGAACCCGAACGUCAGCGCGCAGAUGCAGUCCAUGCUGCAGGAAGUCAUCGAGUUACGGGAGCGGAAAUGGAUGGAGAAAAUGAAGGCAGCACGAGAGAAAAGCUUGUCGAAUGGCGCUCAGAGCAUCUUUGUUGGCGGCUCAGGACGUGGCGGAGGCUAUGGCGGAGGCUAUGGCAGAGGCCGGUGGAGCGGCCCCAGCGCCAGGGUAGUCGCUGGUGGAUCUGCUACCCGUCAGUCGACGAUUGCCGCGCUUCGCGAACAAAUCGAGAAGGAGAAGGCUGCAUCGGACAAGGACGCCAUGAACCGUACUCUGAGCAUGUCUCGUGGUGGCUCAAGACGCGGCGGCGACCGCGACGACUACCAACAGAUCGGCCCCGACGGCUGGGCAGCUGCUGGCGGACCCGCGCUGCGCCAGCCGCCCAAAGCCGGCGACCUCUCCAACUUCGGCAAGAUCAACAAGUCAACGCCCAUGACCUUUGGCCCCAGCUCCGUCUUCCAGAAGGACAAGACAAAGAGUCGGGAGUCCACGCUCUCCCGCCAGGGCUCGACGAACAUGUUCUCUAUGCUCAGCGCGAACCCCGAGAUUGCGGCGGAGGUCACUUCCGCGAAGUCCAGUCGCCCCCCGAGCCGGAAGAGCAGUGUCGACCUCGGUCCUGGUGGUGCUCCGGAGGCGACCCCGCAACGGAAGUGUCUGCAGCUCCUUCCGCGGUCGGUUCCUGUCGAUGGCAAGGCGGAGUUAACGCCUGCUGGCUCGACCGCCGGGUCAGACGACGAGGGUGGCGAGUCCACCAGCGGGCCCUCCAUGUCGGUUGAGGAGGCCAACACGCAGAUCUCCGAGGACUUGAAGGAGUUCUUCAACAUCCGUGACCUCAACGAAGCCGAUGUGUACUUCACGAAGCUCCCUGCAGAGCACCGACACCUCCUCGUCGACAAGCUCGUCACGAGGGCGGUCGAGUCGAAGGAGGCGGACGCGCAGCUGGUUGCCGACCUGUUCGGCAAGGCGCACUCGAAGAACCUGGUCUCACCAGCGUUGUUCGAGGAGGGCUUCAAGCCUGUGGCGGAAGUCAUCGACGACAUCGCUAUCGACGCGCCGAAGGCACUCAACCUCUUCGCGAUCAUGAUGAAGGGUGCACACUUGCACGAAGACGAGGAACGCCGCGCGCGUCUCACGGGCAAGUCCAUGGACAGCGACAAGCUCGCCUCUCUUCUGUCCGAGUCAUAG
This is a messenger RNA of Trametes versicolor FP-101664 SS1, 2022 nucleotides long. RefSeq names its product ARM repeat-containing protein. NCBI's taxonomy places the organism in Eukaryota, Fungi, Basidiomycota, Agaricomycetes, Polyporales, Polyporaceae. Gene Ontology annotation, cellular component: eukaryotic translation initiation factor 4F complex. The record is from RefSeq and is a predicted model, not a curated record. The transcript has 4 exons. The coding region runs from base 1 to 2022 and encodes 673 amino acids. Gene Ontology annotation, molecular function: protein binding; translation initiation factor activity; mRNA binding.